CAAUAGAAAUCUCCCUCCAGUCACACCAGAGCAGCACUUGGGAACAAGAGUCGGAGGGGCAGGAGGAGUCGGAGGGGGAAUGUCCUGGGCCCCUGGAGGAGGGGGCCCCCCACAGCUCUGACAUUUCCGGCCUCCAAGGGCUGAACAGAUCAGAUGGUAAGGCUAGGGCUCUGGGACGAGCCCAGCCCUGUUCCACUGACUAAGUUUUCCUCUACCAGUGUAGGGCAGCCCUCAGGGAGCUAGGGCUAGGGGCUCCCAGAGCCGCCAUGACCUUCGCCAGCCUGCUGGAGCAGCUCGGGGGCCUGGGGCGCUUCCAACUGCUGCACAUCGUGGCGCUGGUGGCUCCCAUACUCCUGACGGCCUCUCACAACCUCCUGCAGAACUUCUCGGCAGCGGUGCCCCCACACCACUGUCGGCUCCAGCCAGUGCCCCUUGGUGCCUACCAGACAGGGAACCUCACCUCUGAGACCCUCCUCCGGUUGUGGGUUCCACUGGAUGGAAGCCACCAGCCUGAGAGGUGCCAGCAAUUCUCCCAGCCCCACUGGCAAAGCCUAGAGCCCAAUGACACAACUCACAAUGGGAGCACCCCCAACACCGAGCCCUGCCGAGAUGGAUGGACCUAUGACCACAGCGAGUUCAAGGCCACCAUUGUGACAGAGUGGGACCUGGUAUGCGACUUCUGGAAACUGACCCAGAUGGCACAAUCCAUUUACAUGGCCGGGGUCCUUGUGGGAGCCAUGGUGUUUGGGAGCUUGGCAGACAGGUUCGGUCGGAAGGCCCUGUUGAGCUGGUCCUACCUGCAACUGGGGGUGGCAGGGACCGCCACUGCCUUCUCCCCCAAUUACUCCACCUACUGUGCCCUUCGCUUUCUGGUUGGGAUGGCUGUCUCUGGGAUCAUCCUCAACUGCAUGUCUUUGGUUCUAGAGUGGUCCCCCACCCGGACCCGCACAAUUACGGGCACCCUGGUUAGCUACUCUGCCACUCUGGGACAGAUACUCCUUCCAGGCCUGGCGUACGCCCUCCCCGACUGGCGCUGGCUUCAGCUCACCCUCUCGAUGCCUUUCUUUGUCUUCUUCUGCUACUCCUGGUGGUUUGCAGAGUCAGCACGAUGGCUGGUCCUGGCUAGGAAACCGGAGCAAGCUGUCCAGGUGCUGAAGAGGGUGGCUCGAAUCAAUGGGAAGAAAGCAGAAGGAGAGAAACUCAGCAUAGAGGUCCUGAAGUCCCAUCUUCAGAAAGAAUUGGCUCUGGCUCAGGCCUCAGGAACCCCCUGGGACCUGAUCCACACACCCACCAUUCGGCGCAUCUCCAAAUGCCUGGCAGCUGUCUGGUUUGCCACCAGUUUCGCCUACUACGGAGUGGCCAUGGACCUGCAGGGCUUUGGACUCCGGGCACACAUGCUGCAGUUGCUGUUUGGCAUUGUGGACAUUCCAGCCAAGCUGCUCUCCACCUUGGCCAUGAGCCGAGUUGGGCGCAGGGUAGCCCAGGUGACCACGCUGGUACUAGCAGGACUGGGCAUCCUGGCCAACCUCUUUGUGCCUGCAGAACUAGCUGCCCUUCGGACCACUCUGGCAGUGUUAGGGAAGGGCUGCCUGGCUGCCUCCUUCAACUGCAUCUACCUCUACACGGGAGAGCUGUAUCCCACAGCCAUCAGGCAGACUGGCCUGGGGGUGGGAAGCACCAUGGCCCGAGUUGGGGGCAUUGUGGCUCCCCUGGUAAAGCUACUGGGUGAGCAGAUGCCUCUGGUGCCCCCCAUCAUUUACGGUUCCAUCCCAGUGCUCUCGGGCCUUGUGGCUCUUGGGCUGCCGGAAACCAGGAACCAGCCCUUGAAGGACACAGUGGACGAAGUAGAGAACAGGCUUGCCCGGCAGCAGGACACAGACCCUUAGGAGAAAGCAGUCCUCCAGAUGGUGGCCAGGGACACCGGUAGAGACACCAAGUGACCAGAGGAUGUCUCUUAGGCCCACGGCCACAUUGCCUGGCCAGUGGGCCAACUGGGAGACAGGACCCCUGAGUUCUGUUCUGUUCCUGGGACUUCAAGCACCGCCUGGCUCACCCACAUGCCCCCUCCCCACACACACACACACACACACACAUCUGCUGCUGUGCCUGGGGCCUGGUCCUCCUCAGACAGGAGGAGGAGAUGCCAGCUGCUGCCAGGUCUCCCCACCUUCUCACUGGCUCAGCCUCCCCCACACUCAGCAUCCUCCCCCAUCUUCCAUCCCCCUGGGUCUGAAAAGCUGGCCCAGAGUAGCCCUGGAAACAAGGCUGAGCCCUUGCUACAACACACCCCAGCAAGCAGUUUCCAGGCUCUUGCCUUGGUUUCCCCUUUGGCAGAACAGAGACAGGAGACAGGGUUGUACCCACAUUAGGUGGCUAAUAAAGGGUCUUCUCUAA
This is a messenger RNA of Dromiciops gliroides (monito del monte), 2394 nucleotides long. Its product is annotated as solute carrier family 22 member 6-A-like. Gene Ontology annotation, biological process: transmembrane transport. The transcript is spliced from 10 exons. The record is from RefSeq and is a predicted model, not a curated record. The coding region runs from base 267 to 1886 and encodes 539 amino acids. Lineage: Eukaryota; Metazoa; Chordata; Mammalia; Microbiotheria; Microbiotheriidae. Gene Ontology annotation, molecular function: transmembrane transporter activity. Gene Ontology annotation, cellular component: membrane.